Messenger RNA from Rhipicephalus microplus (southern cattle tick), 2114 nucleotides. Its product is annotated as flavin-containing monooxygenase 5. Gene Ontology annotation, molecular function: NADP binding; N,N-dimethylaniline monooxygenase activity; flavin adenine dinucleotide binding. NCBI's taxonomy places the organism in Eukaryota, Metazoa, Arthropoda, Arachnida, Ixodida, Ixodidae. The record is from RefSeq and is a predicted model, not a curated record.
CUCUCUCUGAAAACUGACAGUCGUCUUCGCAUUGGGAAGCCCGUCACUCGAACUCUGACCAUCAUGGUUCGCGUGGCGGUGAUCGGGGCCGGGGCGAGUGGCCUGACUGCCCUCAAGGCGUGCCUGGAAGAAGGCCUCGAUGCCGUGUGCUACGAGAAGACAGAGGACCUCGGUGGUCUGUGGACGUACCGCGAGCACAACGUGGACGGCGUCGCGUCCGUCAUGUUCUCCACUACGACCAACUCCAGCAAGGAGCUGUCGGCGUUCAGCGACUUUCCGCCACCGUCGCAAUACCCGAACUACAUGCAUCACAGUCUCGUCUGUCAGUACCUGAACGACUACGCCGACACUUUCGGCCUACGCAGCUACGUACGCUGCUUGCACUCCGUGACCAAGGUAAAUCCCACGUCUGAUCACGAUGAGACGGGACGGUGGGAGUUGCUGGUGCACGACAUCGAGCAAGACACUGAUCUUGUGGAAACCUUCGACGCCGUCAUGGUUUGCACUGGCUACGACCACACUCCCGUCAAGACCGAGUUUCCCGGCCUGAAGGAUCGGUUUCGAGGUCGCGUGAUGCACGUGAGGGAAUACAAGCGGCCCGUCGGAUUCGUCGGUGCUAAAGUCUUGGUCGUUGGACUUGGGAACUCUGGCUGUGACGUGGCUGUUGAGCUAAGUGCUAUCGCAGACUCUGUGUACGUGAGCACUAGGCGUGGCUGCUGGACCAUCCCCCGUGUCGCAUCACGAGGUGAGCCUUUCGACACUGCCAACGUGAGGCGCUCUUGGAACUGGCUCUUCCACCUGCUGCCGUACUCGAUUGUGUGCAGCGUGGGCGAACACGAAGCCAACCAGCGCUUUGACCACACCCUCUACAACCUAGCAGCGCAACACCGCAUUCAUGGGCAGCACGCCACCAUAAGUGACGCGCUCCCUUCCAAGAUUCUGAGCGGAACGGUUGUGGUCAAAGGUGACGUGCGGUGCUUCACUGAAGACGGAGUCUUCUUCGAGGACGACCACAAGGUCGCCACCGUUGUCGACGUGGUCAUUCUUGCCACCGGAUACACGGCACACUUCCCUUUCAUCGACGACUCCGUGCUUCCUGUCCGCGACAAUCGUGUGCGCCUUUACAAGUAUGUCUUCCCGUCAUUUAUGGAAAAAGGAACACUUGCUUUCAUUGGAGCCGUACAACCCGAGGGUAGCCUAUUCCCCAUUUCAGAAAUGCAAAGCAGGUGGGUGGCGGGAGUGUUCGCGGGACGCUAUGUCCUUCCAGCUGUCCGAGUUAUGGAAGAAGACGUGGACCAGCGGGAACUGCGCGUGCGUGAGCGUUACAUUCCAGGUAGCAGGCACGCCCGGCAAGUUGACUGGAUAGAGUACAUGGACGAAAUGGCCGAGCUCGUGGGCUGCAAGCCUCGGCUGGGCCGACUUCUUCUGACUGACCCAGUUUUGGCGUGGGCCUGCGUGUUCGGACCAUGCCUGCCCUACCAAUACCGCUUGCAUGGUCCUGGGUCAUGGCCCCGCGCGAGGCAGCAGAUACUGGAUUUUUGGGAGAACUACAGGCUGGGCCUCGAGACGAGGAAGUUGCCAUGGUUGAAGCCAAAACCGUGGGGCGCAUUGGAAACAAAGACGACGGUGGUUGAUCUAAAGGUUGCUGUCAUGGCAUUAUCUUUUCUGGCAGCUGGACUCAGAGUGAAGGCACUGCGACUGCUUUUGCUUAGAUGCAUGGCACUUUUUAUACAACUUGCUUGGUCUCUAAGCGACACUGUGCAGACACAAAAGAUGCAUUUACUGAAGCCCGAUGUGAAAAGUUAUUUCAGUGUUUUCUCACGCAUGACGAUAUGAUAGCGGGACUCGUGUAUUGUCUCAUUGGUCGUAGGAAUUGAUUAAUAAGCUGUGUAAAAGAAGGAAGAAAUCAAGCGAUGAUGCUUGACGUCUGCUUCGGGGGGAGAAACAGAAAUUUCAAUCACGUGGUACCGUCAUCAGUGAAUGCAUUUCUUGGGGUUAGCACGUGGACUCCAAAAAACUGAAUCACUUGACAGUGCGAUGGUCACCGUCCUAUUUUUAUCAGACCUUUACUAAUAUACAUUGUUCCUGUAGACAUUAAAAACCAUUCAUCUUGA